Molecule: messenger RNA, 702 nt
Organism: Metarhizium brunneum ARSEF 3297
Lineage: Eukaryota; Fungi; Ascomycota; Sordariomycetes; Hypocreales; Clavicipitaceae
Gene: sdh3
Product: Succinate dehydrogenase cytochrome B subunit
Biological process (GO): tricarboxylic acid cycle; mitochondrial electron transport, succinate to ubiquinone
Cellular component (GO): membrane
Molecular function (GO): oxidoreductase activity, acting on the CH-CH group of donors; electron transfer activity
Source: RefSeq, a predicted model, not a curated record
AUGAGGAAUUGGCGCGCCCCGAUUGGCGCCUUGGACCGAGGGAACCGAGCUGCCCGCCAAGCAGCCAUUCCCGACGGCCAAGCAGCCGCCGUGAUUCCUCCAACCCUCGCCCUCGCCCGCCGACAAGACAAAACACCAACAGGACUCCCGAAAUCGACAAUGAUUGCUCAGCGGGUUGGCAUCGCCGCCCUGCGCAGAGGCGCGCGGCCCAGCCUCGUCCCCUUCAUCAAAGCAGCUACCGGCGGCAUGCAAGCUCGACCCGUGGCGACGGCCAAAAUCUCCCAAGACGACGGGCACCAGAUCCUCGUGAAGCAGCGGCUGCAGCGCCCCGUCUCGCCCAACCUGGGCAUCUACAAGAUCGAGCAGACGUGGCUGGGCCACUCGGCGUGGACGCGCAUCACGGGCUGCACGCUGUCGGCCGCCGCGUACGUCUACUUCGGGGCGUACCUGGUCGCGCCGCUGGCCGGGUGGCACCUGGAGACGGCGAGCCUCGCGUCGGCGUUUGCCACGCUGCCGUUCGCCGUCAAGGGCGGCGUCAAGUUCUUCCUCGGGUUCCCCUUUGCGUACCACUUCAUCAACGGGCUGAGGCACCUGUGGUUCGACCUGGGUAAGGGCUUCGCCAAGCCGAGCAUCAAGAGGGGCGAGAUGGCGCUCUGGACGUCGAGUAUUCUGAGCGGACUGUAUUUGGCUUUCGGGCUGUAA